CCUUCCUGGCAACAGAUUCCCAGAUUAUUGAUAUUAUUGAUUGUUGGAUACAUCGAUUGAUCGUCUGCUUCUCCCAUCAUUCAGGUUUGAAUCUUGUUAUCACACUGUGGUUUGUAUUCAGUAUGUCUUGUGUUCAUUACAGGUUUCAGAGUCGACUCACCUACGACUCGCUCCAGUUUGAGGGCCUCAACAUCACUGCGGGAGAGCUGAAGCGGCAGAUCAUGAGGCGCGAGAGGCUGAAGUUCUGCCAGCUGAAGAUCAGCAAAGCCCAAACUGAUGAAGAAUACACAGAUGAUGAUGCUCUCAUCCCCAAAAACACGUCGGUCAUCAUCAGACGGGUCCCUGCGGCUGGACUGAAGUCAUCAAACAGAAGAUUUGUUGGCCAUCAAGCUGGACCAUCAGCUAAAUCUUCUCAAACAGGUGAUUCUUCACUCCUCUCACUGGAGCAGCUGUUGAAGACUGAGAAUCUGGCUGAGGCAAAGGCAUCAGAGGAGGACAAGCUAAAAGCGGUGAUGUACCAGUCCAGUCUGUGCUACUACUCCAGCAGGUGAGCGUUCAGACACUGACAGGUUUGGUUUGUGAGAAAUGUUAGAGCUGAUUCUCAUGGUUCUGAUGUUCAUCAGUGAGGCCAUGACACUGCUUGGGCUUCUUCCACCCAACUAUGUCUGCUUUCACUGUGGGAUCCCAGGACACCACAUUAGGCACUGCCCCUCUAAAGGGGUAACUGGGUUUUCUAAGCUUAUGGUUGCUGUGAACUUGAGCUCUUGUCUCCAUCAGUCAGAUUGUUUGCUCUGUCGUUUGACUGUCACUCAUGAAUUCACAGGGCAGCAGCUCUGCUCCGCAUAAGCGCAUCCGGAGGAGCACAGGGAUUCCCCGCAGCUUCCUGUUGGAGGUGGACGACCCAAACCGAAAGGGAGUCAUGAUGGACGGCAGCGGCAAAUACGUCAUUCCCAUCAUAGACGCUGAGGCCUAUGCUGCUGAGAAGAAAAAGAGGCCGUCCUUCUCCUGCCAGACCAAGCCGCUGCCCUCCUCUUCCUCAGCUGGUGCAGCAUCUUCAGUCCAGGACGCCAGAGGGAAACGUUCCCGUUCCUCAUCUCCACCAGAGACGCACGGAGACCAGAAGAGACCACGUCACUGAGAGACCUUCACCCAAGAGACCUGGAGCCGACGUGAGCACAGUGUAUAUAUUGUACAUAGUUUAUGAAUAAAACUGAAUAAAGAUUAUAGCAGCA
Danio rerio (zebrafish) is the source of this 1232-nucleotide messenger RNA. The record is from RefSeq and is a predicted model, not a curated record. NCBI's taxonomy places the organism in Eukaryota, Metazoa, Chordata, Actinopteri, Cypriniformes, Danionidae.